Molecule: messenger RNA, 1353 nt
Organism: Chelmon rostratus (copperband butterflyfish)
Lineage: Eukaryota; Metazoa; Chordata; Actinopteri; Chaetodontiformes; Chaetodontidae
Gene: purbb
Product: purine-rich element binding protein Bb
Exons: 1
Coding region: 53-964 (303 amino acids)
Biological process (GO): regulation of transcription by RNA polymerase II
Cellular component (GO): nucleus
Molecular function (GO): purine-rich negative regulatory element binding; RNA polymerase II transcription regulatory region sequence-specific DNA binding; DNA-binding transcription factor activity, RNA polymerase II-specific
Source: RefSeq, a predicted model, not a curated record
UUGCUGAGUGCACGCAGAAAGCAGCUACGCAGGAGAGAGGGGCAGAAGCCGAAUGGUGGAGCUGAAGAUGGCGGAUGGAGACAGCGGGAGUGAGCGAGGUGGUAGUAGCGGGGGAGGAGGUGGAGGCGGCUUCCAGCACUUCCAGAGGGACCAGGAGACUCAGGAGCUGGCGUCCAAGCGCCUUGACAUCCAGAACAAACGCUUCUACCUGGACGUCAAGCAGAACAGCAAGGGCAGGUUCAUCAAAAUCGCCGAGGUAGGGGCCGGGGGCUCGAAAAGUCGCUUGACCCUCUCCCUGUCAGUGGCGGCGGAGUUCCGGGACUACCUCGGGGAUUUCAUCGAGCACUACGCCCAGCUGGGGCCUAGCAGUCCGGAGCAGAUAGCCCAGGCCAGCGUGGGUGAGGACGGCGGCCCCAGGCGAGCUCUCAAGAGCGAGUUUCUCGUCCGGGAAAACCGCAAGUACUACCUGGACUUGAAGGAGAACCAGCGGGGGAGGUUCCUGCGGAUCCGGCAGACCGUAAACCGGGGACCUGGUUUUGGAGUUGGGGGCCCCGUGGGCGGCAUGCUGGCUGGCCAGACCAUAGCCCUUCCGGCCCAGGGGCUAAUAGAGUUUAGAGACGCCCUCGCUAAGCUCAUUGAUGACUACGGGGGAGACGACGAGGAGCUGGCCGGGGGCAUGGCCGCCGGGGGCUACAGCGAGCUUCCCGAGGGCACCUCCAUCAUGGUGGACUCCAAACGGUUCUUUUUCGACGUCGGCUCCAACAAAUACGGAGUGUUCCUGCGCGUGAGCGAGGUGAAGCCCAGCUACAGGAACUCUAUCACCAUCCCGUUCAAAGCCUGGAGCAAGUUCGGAGGCGCGUUCAGCAGAUACGCCGAGGAGAUGAAGGAGAUCCAGGAGAGGCAGCGGGAUAAGAUGUACGAGAGGAGAGACGAGUCCGAGGGGGAUGACGUGGAUGACGACUGAGAACAUCCAGCGGAACAGCUGUUAGUCCAGUUACACGACAGAUCUGCAAUAUAGGGUAUUUUGAAAAAAUAAAAAAAAGACAGAUAAAGUGCAUGACAAAUCGUGCUGUAAUAGCCUACUAAAGUAUUGUGGCGUAAAAAAAAAAGUACAUGUGCAGGGAAUUAUUGGUGUAUUAUCCUAAAGUUUGUAGGGUUGAGGGUUGGAGUGGUUGUGUGAAUCUCUGAAAGUGGGGAAAAAAAAGUGGACUAAAUGUGUAAAUGAGAUGAAACUCAUUGGCUGAAAAAAGAGUGAGUUAUGCUUUAUUGUAAAAAAAAAAAGAAGAAGAAGAAAGAAAGAGAACAUACUCAAACCAGCAGAUUGGUUUUUAUAACAGAGAUGAAGCCGAUGAA